AUGGAGAGAAACCACUUGCCUAGACAUCUUGUCCUCCAGAGGCAGUCCCUCUUUGAUCAGGGAUUGUUGGACGAACAAUUUAUCCAAUUGGAGGAGCUGCAAGACGAUGCUAAUCCUAAUUUUGUGGAGGAAGUUGUCACAUCGUACUACCAGAAUACAUCUACAUUAAUCGUUAUCAUAGAGCAGGCGUUGGGGACGAGCCCACUUGAUUUCAAUAAGCUCGAUGGCUAUAUGUAUCAGCUCAAGGGAAGUAGCUCAAGCUUUGGAGCCAAAAAGGUGAAAGCCGAUUGUACACUGUUCAGGGAAUAUUGCAAGGCAGGAAAUGUAGAAGGGUGCAUGAGGACUUUCCAACAACUGAAGAAAGAGUAUGCCAGCCUAAAGAGGAAACUUGAAGCUUACUUUCAGCUAGCAAGACAAGCCAGGGUCACAGGGACAGCAUCUCGGCCCAAGUAA
Corylus avellana is the source of this 453-nucleotide messenger RNA. Its product is annotated as histidine-containing phosphotransfer protein 4-like. Gene Ontology annotation, biological process: cytokinin-activated signaling pathway; phosphorelay signal transduction system; phosphorylation. Lineage: Eukaryota; Viridiplantae; Streptophyta; Magnoliopsida; Fagales; Betulaceae. Gene Ontology annotation, cellular component: nucleus; cytoplasm. Gene Ontology annotation, molecular function: protein histidine kinase binding; histidine phosphotransfer kinase activity. The record is from RefSeq and is a predicted model, not a curated record.